AUGGGUUCCAACAACUAAAAAUAAAACCAACUUCUCAAUAACUACAAGUUUAUCGUAAAUAAAACUGAUCCUGCCUAUGGAGAUAUUGUUGUCUACUAGUCUAAUAGGGAUCCCUCUGAACUUAUGGCAGUUAUUAAAUUGCAAUCUAAUAAACCCGAACUAUUAUGCUAAUAAAUAAAUCAAAGACUUAAGCACCCCAAUAUAAUAUAAAUUUAUGAUUGCUCCUAAUCAAGUGUAAAAGAUUUUUGUGGAACUCUAAAUAUUGUUCAUAUCGGUAUUCAAUACAUACAAAAAAACCUAUUAAAGGAUAUGGAGAUUAGAAGGAAAUUAAGGACAACAUAUUUUGAAGGAGAAUUAUGGUAUCUAAUCAAAACUGUCUGUGAAACAUUGAUUGAUUUAUAAAAUAAUAAAUAGAAGUAUAUGGAUUUACACCCUUAAAAUAUACGCAUAACAGAUGGUGGAGAUAUAAAAUUAUUAGAAUUGAGUUGUACUCCAUAAAAUAUAUCAUCAUUUAGAAAAGUGAAAUUAGGAUUGAGGGAAUUGGAAUAUUUAUCAUCAGAAGAAUUACAAGAAUUGAAAGAUUCUCAAAACAAAUAUAAUUUUGAUUUAGAGAAGAUAAAUAUUUUUGUAUUAGGAAUUAUUUGUGUGGUCUGCAUAUCUGGUUUAGAAGUUAAAUAAUUUUAUGAUGUUGAGAAAUGUAUUUUCUAAUAUGGAUUAGCUAUAACUAAAUUAAGAUAAUAUAUUUAAAAAUAUAACUAUUCUUAGGCUUUUGAAUAGAUUGUCAUUUAAUUCCUUUCAUAUAGUCCUUUUUAGAGACCCACUUAUGCUUAGGUGUUAAACAUGAUAAACACUUUUGAAAGUACUACUAUUGCUGAUCACUUUUAUGUUAAGUGUUCACAAUAACCAGUGUUAUUGGAUACUAUAAAUACAAUCUCAAAAUCUGAUUAAAAGACCGAAAGGAGUCCAGAUUUAAAUAGUCACAAAGCAAAAGCUUUUAAUUCCAAUUCCAACUCCACUCCUUAAACAAUAAAAGUAGCUAGUCUUGUAAGAACCAAACCCAUUGUUUAAUAAUUCUCUCUCACUCCUGAACCAAGACCUCAUAUUAAUAGACCUUAGUCAUCUUCACGUUAGAAUUCUUAAAGAGCCUAAUCAAGUUAAAGACCUGAACCAACACAAAAACCAUAAUUGCCUAAUUACAGUUAUUAUGAUCCUUACAUAGAUUCUGCUCUAAAAAAGAGCAAGGAUUUAUUAGUUUAUCAUAACCAGAAUUCUAAUUAUAUUCGAUAAUCAAGAACUAAUUCUGUUUCUGUAAACAAAUACACACCAAUAAUGGCAAGCUUGAAUAUUCAAAAUGACGAUUAUACAUAGAACUAUCAUAAUGUAUAACUACUAAUCAAAUAAGUUAAUAUUGAAGAAGGUAAGCAGAAAUAAUUUUCAAAAAGUUUUACUAAAUAAUGA
Paramecium tetraurelia is the source of this 1458-nucleotide messenger RNA. RefSeq lists its product as uncharacterized. The record is from RefSeq and is a predicted model, not a curated record. Gene Ontology annotation, biological process: protein phosphorylation. Gene Ontology annotation, molecular function: ATP binding; protein kinase activity. The transcript is spliced from 5 exons. NCBI's taxonomy places the organism in Eukaryota, Ciliophora, Oligohymenophorea, Peniculida, Parameciidae.